Messenger RNA from Oreochromis aureus, 4817 nucleotides. RefSeq names its product ERBB receptor feedback inhibitor 1. Bases 2400 to 3527 code for a protein of 375 amino acids. Gene Ontology annotation, cellular component: extrinsic component of cytoplasmic side of plasma membrane. Lineage: Eukaryota; Metazoa; Chordata; Actinopteri; Cichliformes; Cichlidae. The transcript is spliced from 5 exons. The record is from RefSeq and is a predicted model, not a curated record. Gene Ontology annotation, biological process: negative regulation of epidermal growth factor receptor signaling pathway; regulation of keratinocyte differentiation.
GUAGAUGUGGAAACCCGCGUCACUCUGACAGAAUGAGUUUCACCUCCCAGUGUUGUUGACAGAGGAGAGUCGAUGCACAUGGGUCAGGGUUGACUGACAGACUGGAUUUUAGCUUCACGAGUGUCAUUUCUCGCUUGGGACUGAGGGCGAUCGAGCGAAACCAGCUGUACGUGACGGAUAAGCAGCAUUUUCAUGGUGCAAACUUCACGCCACCAGGAUAAUCGACUCGUGUGUAAAGAAGGCCCGGUCACUGAAUGGUCUAUUGCCUGAAAAAAAAGUUGAGGUGGGGACUGCCAAGGACAACACACCAAGGACCCUGCAUGUACUAAACAAACUGUUUUCUUCAGCCUCUGGCUUGUCCUUCCAACUGUGCCAACACACGCAGUCCCCCCCGCAGGGGACUUUUUGUGGCACAGACUCAUACCUUGGCCGUGGCAGUUUGUCUCCAUGGCGUAUCUCUAGUCCUAACCUCAUGGGAGAGUUUACUUGUAUUUUCAGGCUUGCUUCGCUGUGCACCAAAGUGGCACAAAGGCCCAUUCAUACCCGAGAGUGGCUCCAUUCAUGGACACUGAGUAAUUGCCGGUAGAAUUCAUAAUUAGUCUGUGUCUUCCAUCUCCGAGGCUCACGGGUGGAAAUGACGCCACAGUUGGUUGUUUUAAGGAUAGCAUUAAUAUUCAAAUCCACGCUUGAGUCACUGUUUUGUUUGUAGUUUAGUUUCCUUUGCAUGCUCUGCAUUGUUUGCUUCCCACUUCGGCGGUGGAGUUAUAAUGGACAGGAAACAAAGCAGGUCUUUGAAGCAAAAGAUUGCAGUGAUAGUAGAAUGGAGACCUUGGAUUGCCCUCCAGGCAGUGUGGUGCUUUCAUUUUAAUGUGAAAUGGGUCUUUUUAUUUCAUUACAUAAGCACAAUAUGUGUCCGCUUUAUUGUAUUUUAAUUCUAAAUGUUGCUUUCAAUGCUAGAAGAAGCACAAAUAUGUAAAGUACAGGGCACAAUUCAUGGGAAGAACAAAGAUUUAGAGGUAUGUCAUUAAGUCAACGCUGCUGGGUGCUUUGCUGCGUCAGGGGCAUCACUCAGUAUGAAACUACCUCAGUUGUCUGAUGGUCUGCUUAACCUGAGCUGCACAUCUGAACAUAAGCCAAAACCUCAACAGCAAGGUUGACAUCAUCAUCUAUCAUAUAAAAAAAACAAAACAGGAUGACCUUCACCUUCGCCCUAAUACAAGUGUCCACCGCCCUGGAAUGAUAUCAGUUGCUGUGCAUCAUAUCAGGAGAAACAGUCAUCAUCUUUAUAGAUAUGUGCUAGUUGAGAAUCUUAAUCAUCAACAUGGAUGUCACGUACAGUCUUUGUACUUAUUUCAUUGCUUCGCCUGUCUGCACGAAAUUCUCUCUCACCUUAACCCCUUAAAAUAUUUUAACAGUAAGGCAUUUCCUAGUCAGCUUUUUAAAUGCACUUUGUUCUCAGCCAGUAGCCUAACAAGAUUAGGGCUUGUGACCCUGUCAGACUCAAACUGAAUUUUCCUUCAAGUGCGUCCAUAAUCGCGGUGCUUUGGGGCCGUCUCAGCGGUGGAGUUUGUCAUUCAGCAUCACAGGAAUUCUGGACAAUAAGCCCCUUUUGUGAGGGCAGAUACUGGAGCGUUGCACAGAGACGAAGGAGGGUGCAGGAGUACUGUCGCCCUCCCACAUCUGACCCAGAGGUUGUGUAAUACCCUGCUCAUCAGACAAAUAGCUUUAAACUGGAUACAUAUGGUGGCUGAGAGAGCAGGCUGAAGCAAUUUUCUUGGCUUUUGUUGUUACUCUUGUUUCCUCGAGGCUCACCUAAAACAUGCGGGGUAUCGCAAGUCGUUUGUUUACUGCGUCUAGUGAAAAGUGGCAUAUGUUCAAAAUGUAAACCUUUCUUUUGCACUGCUUUCAUAACCUUUUUGAGAAUAAGAAAAAAGCUAUUGGAUAUAGUUGUGUAAUGACACUUUUACUACACUGAAAUGUGAAUGAUAUGAAUUUUUUUUCACAAUUCUGCAAAUCUACAUAGUAAACAUAAAGAAUGUCACGAAAUGUUACAUCCUCUGAACUUUGUUAUAUGUUACUCAUUCAGUGUAUAUAUGCAUGAAUAUACAAUUUUCAUGAAGUAGUCCAUCUGUCUGUAAUAUAUGCUGUAUGCUUGUGUAUGUGCAGUUAUCUUGUAUUGUUUGCUGCCUUUUGCCUUGCCUGGUAAGAUAAGAACAUGCAGCUGAAUGUGAUGGAUGGUGAUGAGAUCCAGCUGUACCCUGCUUAUGGGCAUUUCACACCAGCAAAGCUUACCACUGGCUAGAAUGAGGCUGUGAUGGGUUUGACGGAGCUGACUUGUGUUGGAGCUUCAGAUCGAUAUCAAACAGAGCUUCUUAUAAGAACACGAUCUCUUCCACAACAUGGCCAGGAGUCAGAAUAAUUUGUGGAGACAGCAUGACCUGAACAGAGUGGGCUUUGGCCUGAGUGCUGACACAGAGCAAACCCUGAAGGAGCUUCAACAGCAACAGCAAAUGGCCAGCGAGUUUAAUUCCAACCCUUCUCUCUCCCAGCCUCCAUUUUUCUCUGAUUCCUACCGCCUAGCAUCAGACAACAUGCUGCUGCCCAUUGAGGGAGACCAGGUGGUCCCUUCUUCCCAGAGACAGGCAGUGUUCGGGGUUGAUCAGAGGGAGGCCAAACCCUUGCCACCUCUGCCAGACCCCGAGGAGCUUAUGUCAGAUGAAGCAGCUGAUAGUGAGGUUGAGUUCUUUACCAGUGACAGACGGCCCCUUUUGCCCAAAAGCUGCCCUAAGCCCAUCUGCAGGAACAGCAGCAAAGACUUUGGCCAAGUAAAUUAUGCCUACCAAGAGAGUUCAUUGAGGGCUGGAGAUGCUGGCAUUGGAUCCAUGGCUUUCUCUUGGCCAAGCAGAGAGGACCGGCCAACAUUUGGAGGGGGCAGGUUUGCAGCCAACAUUUGGUGCCUUGGUCACCAGAGAGAUGAAAACCAGCCUGUGGUGUCAGAAGCUGAGGAUACCUUUGGAGCCAAACGGCCAGACCAGCACCUCUUACCUAGAAUCCAGUUUUCUGGUUCGGGUCCUUCCACCCAACCACAAGGCAGCACCUCAUCAUGGUCCACCGACCGGCCACAAAUCCCUCCUCGUAUUCCCAUCCCACCAAAAUCAAAGACUGGGCCCGAUGAAGACAAACCUCCCAAAAUCCCUCCUAGGAUGCCUUUAGUCCCACCCUGUCCACCACGCACCCCAAGCCCUAAAAGUCUUCCAAUUUAUAUCAAUGGAGUGAUGCCUGCCACUCAGAGUUUUGCUGCUAACCCCAAAUAUGUUAGUAAGGCGUUACUGAGACAGAUGACAGGUGAGCCACCUGCAACCCAGUUUUCUCCCUGCAUUGUUCCGAUUUUGAAGGAUGGCAGAAAGGCCAGCGGGACGCACUACAUCCUGCUGCCGCCGGGUCGGCCGCCAAACACAGAGAGAAGAGAGAGACUCCUGAGUGAACCUGCUAAGACAGGGAACAGCAGCUUCUGGCAGAAAAGGUAGAAAUCACCACUUUGUGAUACGCGACUGUACAAUGUGCGAUAAUAUCUGCUCACAUGUGUAACAUAUUGGUAUUUUCAUUGACUGACAUGUGUUUGGUGUAAUAUCCACGAGGUUUUUUGACUGAACAUUUUACCAAUCAGUAUUUUAGAGACGUCUCUUCUACUUCGACCACAACGACAAUACACAAUAAUAUAGUAUUUUCACAAAUAGAGAACAGAUAUUUAUAUUCUAUCACCAUUUGUCAGUUUUUGAUAACUAAGAUACUGCAGUUUUCUUACUAAAAAAAAGUAUGAUCACAAAUUUUUAAAGUCUGACAGUCGUAUGCUCGUACCACUAAAAACUGCCUUAGCUAUGCAACAUAUACCUUACAAGAGAGCGCGUCUUUAUAAAUGUACAAGCUGGGCUUGUGUCAAACUGUUCCAUGUCUGUUAUUUUUUAUCACAAUGCUGCUUGAAAAGUAUAAUGUAUUGAUAGAUCUGAUAUUUUUCCAAAUAAUUAAAGUACUAUUUGAAUAUUUUAGCAUCUUUUAAGAUAAACUUAAUAAAGUGCUUCAUUAAAAAAUACCAGAUUAUAAAAAAGAGUUAGCCAAGUGCAAGUCUAAAAAUUCUUGACAAAUUUUAUAGUAAAUUUGCAAAUGAACAUGUUAGAUCACGCCACACUUUGAACAAGAGUGAUGUCAAACACUCGAUGCAGCUAAUAUUGGGUGUUUGUGCUUUUGAAUUAGCUUAUGAUUUCAGUAUCACAAAGCUGAUUGAAAUAAGAUAGCCUUAUUACUCCCAGAGUUUAGAAAUUUACAUCAAACUACAUUCUGACUACAGAAAAUCCAGCAUCUGCAUUUAAAGUGUUGAUUUGUUCAUUUUACUCAGUGUUUAUUAAAAGCUAGAUUCUAAUUCAUUUUCAUUAGAAACUUUGUUGAAAACCUGCAGUCACACUUAUGUUCACAGGUCUUUAAAUAUAUGAAGAACAAGCCAGAAGUUUUUACUUGUUGCAUUUGUAAAUAGAGCAGAAAAAUUGUCUUAGCUGAUCCUCAUGAAAAUUUUUAAUGAUGUAAAUCUGAUGUUGUGUAUACUUUUUUUUUUUUUACUGUGUGGGCAUGGAAGUCAUGUUACGUUUACACUGCUGAGGUGCAGGCCCACAUUUACCUUUGUUACACCAACCUCUAUGAAGUUCUCAUGAAGGUUCUGUAUCAGAUUUGGCCCAAGCAAAGGCUGUUUGUAAGUUCAUAAUUUUGUGUCAAUUGUAAAAAUGGUCUUUAAUCUAUUUAUAGAAAUAAAUAACUUAUUCAUUCUA